CUCGCGUCGGCCAAGCCUCCUCUCCCAGAGGUCUCCGUGUCGCUGUGUGCGGAGCGCGCAGUCGUCUCUCCCUUCGGCGAACGGAAACGCCCGGGGAGUAGUCUCUUCUUGGACACGGGAAUUUUUCUACACGGCGUGCCCCCAACAACAGCAGCCGUUGCCACCGAAGCGCGUUUUCCACACUGCUUUUGUGCGUGUGCGCCUUUAUGGUGAGCCGCCACUGCCUGUGAUCGAAAACAGUCGCCCCACUGGAUGCGAUCAUGAAGUGUGCUGCCCCAGUGCUCUUCGCUGCUCUUUGCGUCUUCGGAGUCACCGCCGCGCUCAAAGCCCCUCGGCUGGAGCACGUGAACGCGGACGUGGGCUACCAUGCCAUCGUCAAGGAGAACAGCCGGAAUGUCGAGAUCAUGCCCAGGAUCAGGGUACUUGACGCCAAGGUGUGCCGCUUCCUGGUGACCAACAAGCGUCACGGUGAGGCGCCCUUCGAGGUUCGCAUCACCGACGAGGCAACGGGCAAGGCCGAGCUGUUCGCCAAGAAGGAGCUCAACUGCGAGAAGCACCGAAACUACAAGUUCGACAUCGCCGCCGUCGGAUGCAACGGGCUCGUCUCCGAAAACGUGACUGUGCACCUGACAGUAGAUGACGUCAACGAGUUUGCGCCUCGAUGGGAGGAGGAGUCCUACCAGGGCAGCGUGGACGAGGGCCGGCCACCGCACGAGCGCGUGCUUCGUGUGCGCGCUCUCGACGCGGACUGCACGCCCAAGAACAGCGAGAUCUGCAAGUACGACAUCUUGGACUCGCACGUGCCCUUCUCCAUCGAUUCUGAAGGCAUCAUCUGGACCACGGAGCCCUUGGACUGGGAGGCAAGCAGCAACCACAUCUUCCAGGUGGUUGCCUUUGAUUGUAGCAUGAAGCAGAGCCACCCAGUCACUGUCACCAUCAAAGUCAACAGGGUGUGCAAGGUCGGAUGGAAAGGCAUGGAGGAACAUGUAGAGUACACUCCGGGAUCUGGUCGGAGGGCCCUGUUCCCUGAUGCGCAGCUGGAGCUGUGUGAAGGAGCCUGCGAACCUGAACAGCUGUCGGCUCGUCUGACCCUUGCUACACGUCACGUGGGCAAGGGGUGUGACCGGGACACCUACUCGGUCGACUCUCAGAGAAAACUUUGUGGUGCCAGCUCGGACAGUGUAGACCUGCUGCCAAGUCCCGGCGUUGGAGCGGAGUGGACGCAGGGGCUGCCAACAGACGAGGGUCGUGAGAGUGACCAGAUCUACGAGUUUGACGGCGCCACCAAUGCCGUCGUCAUCCCCGAGUCCACCGUGUCGCACAACCUGACCAACGUCUUCACGGUGGGCUUCUGGAUGCGCCACCGUGCGCCAACUUCCCACAAUGCCAGUCACCUCAAGGAGCAUGUGCUAUGCAACUCCGAUGACCACCGAAUGAGCCGGCACCACACAGCUCUGUUUCUGCGCAACUGCCGGCUGAUCCUGCUGCUGCGACGAGAGCCUACCCAGGAGCAGGCCAACAAGUUCACUCCAGCUGAGUGGCGGUGGAAGACGCCCGAAGUCUGCGACGACCGGUGGCACCACUACGCCGUCUCGGUCAACUUCCCCGAGGCAUCGCUUUACGUUGACGGGCGGCCCUUCAAAGUGACGGCCAACAACCCCGAGAUCGUGGAUGACUGGCCGCUGCACCAGACCAAGAACAUCAACACCACCUUUGUUGUGGGAGCCUGCUGGCAAGGCAAGGACAACAAAAUGGCGUUCCACUUCCGUGGCUACCUGACCGGCCUGUCAGUUCUGAGGGGACGCACAGAGUCCCCUGACGUGCUGUCUUGCCUGCACCGUUGCAAGGAGUGGCUCGACUAUCCUCCUGCGGACUCGCAGGCUGCAGGAACGGAGGUGACAUCCAACUCUGAGCGCAGCGAAGUGACAGUGACGGCCCGUGAUCAAGACACCCUUGAAGACCUGGUGUCUCGUGUGGCCUACGUCAACUCGCGCGACUUUCCAACACCAGGUCGUCGCACUGUUCAAGUGGCCACAACUGUCAUGUGCAGCAACGGUAAGGCACAGAAAGUUCCCCCAGUUGAGUCGUGGGUGACCAUUCUGGCAGCCGAACAGCCAAGCAUCACUAUCAAUGGCACACCCAACCUGGCACGCGAGUACGAGCCUUUCAAGCAGGGCAUCGAGCUUUUCGCCUCCGUCUUCAUCUCGGUGGGCCGCGAGCGUCCGACUACUACGCAGGCCAGCACGGCUUCCUCCUCUUCGCAGGAGGAUGAGGAUGAUGACGACGAAGAGGACAACCAGGUGUCGCCACCAGUGGCUUCCCAGCGGCCCGGACGGCUGGACUCCUGCAGUGUGCAGGUCUAUCCUCCACUGAACCCGGACCACGAGCACUUCCAGCUGCCGUCGUACAUGAUGGCCCACCUGGGUAUCCACCACCGAGAGAGCAAAGACGGAUUGGUCAUUUACGGAGCUGACAAGGUGCAGCACUAUGAAAACGUGUUGCGACAGAUUCUCUACUUCAACAAGAAACCUGCCUACUACCUGAAUCGUGCUUUCAAGUUGGUCUGCUCAGAGUUGAAUGGUCGCUUUGUCAGCAACGAAUACAUCCAGACACUGACAGUGAUCCACCCACGGCCAGAGUCACCCAGCCAGCACGAAACGGCAGCGCCUGCUACCGGAGCAAUGCGCACCACUCCAGCCUCGCCAUCCUCUUCACGGCCUGUGGCUCCAGCCGCACCUGCCAUGGCUGCUCACGCACAGGUGGCAUCGCACAGCGUAGAGGCCAAGCCGGCAAAGACACAUGCAGGAAAAUACGUGGAACUGCUCGACGGCGGUGCUUCCGAGGCACUGGCCAAGAGCUCUGCGAGUCACGCAGUGACCAUCAUCAUAGUGGUCUGUGUCGGCUUCCUGGUGUUCAUGAUUGUGCUCGGAGUGAUCCGCAUUCGCGCUGCGCACCAGCACCAGCAGCACCGGCAGGGCAGUUCACGCCUCCGCUCAGGGGACGAUCAGGACCAGGAAAUGGCCUGGGACGACUCCUCACUCACAAUCACUGUGAACCCCAUGGAUCAAAUAGCCGAAGAAAGGGAAAACCGUCGUGGCGUCGGCGCCAGCACCGGCAGCGGGCCAAGCAACGGUCGCCGAGCCGCGGCCGAGGAUGACGACUCGGACAGUUCGGACGACGGCAGCAGCUACCACGAGGAGAGCGAGGAGGAAGAGGGGGCUCCUCCUGAGAAGGCUAAGGCCAAGGGGGACCUCGAGUGGGAUGACUCGACCCUUACCUUUUAGGGAGAGAACUGAUGGGCGUGCCACCUAGGCAGCAAAAGUCUCGCAUGCCCACCGCAGUGGUGAAGGAGGCAACAGUUCCUUCUCCUUUAUUUGUUUCUUCUUGUCGUUGGCCUCCCUCAAGGCCACAGGUGAUCCGUAACGCCUUUGUGAUUGCAAAGGCCGAGCAGUGCUUCAAACAAGGACACUUUCAAUUACAAGGAAGAGUAAGUGUUUGCAGGCCUUCCUCCCUUCUUUUCUCCUUUGUGCGUCAUCCUGCUUGCAGCACUGUUUGGCUCCGCAUCGCAUCCAAACUAGCCCGGGCGGCUGGACGCCCACGUUUCAUUUCACCGUCACGCUGCGACCGCAGCACAACCACAAAGAAUGCAGAAACGAAGCGUGGUUCCUCUUUUAAUUCGCACCGCUGUCGCUGCGCAAUUUAAUAUCGAAGGCGUUGCGGAUCACGAGCUGACCCCUACAGCUGCAAUCGUUACAGCGAUCCAGAAUGCCACCUAGUGUGCUGACCGGGAGGGGCUUGCACGUCAGUGUCUUUGUCUUCUUCAGCCG
Messenger RNA from Rhipicephalus microplus (southern cattle tick), 3827 nucleotides. RefSeq names its product calsyntenin 1 (gene Cals). Gene Ontology annotation, molecular function: calcium ion binding. Gene Ontology annotation, biological process: homophilic cell-cell adhesion; positive regulation of synaptic transmission; positive regulation of synapse assembly. Gene Ontology annotation, cellular component: postsynaptic membrane; cell surface. The record is from RefSeq and is a predicted model, not a curated record. Lineage: Eukaryota; Metazoa; Arthropoda; Arachnida; Ixodida; Ixodidae.